Alosa alosa (allis shad) is the source of this 3190-nucleotide messenger RNA. It is a transcript of the gene ablim2, whose product is annotated as actin binding LIM protein family, member 2. The coding region runs from base 380 to 2497 and encodes 705 amino acids. Gene Ontology annotation, cellular component: actin cytoskeleton. NCBI's taxonomy places the organism in Eukaryota, Metazoa, Chordata, Actinopteri, Clupeiformes, Clupeidae. Gene Ontology annotation, biological process: cytoskeleton organization; lamellipodium assembly. Gene Ontology annotation, molecular function: actin filament binding. The transcript has 23 exons. The record is from RefSeq and is a predicted model, not a curated record.
CAGCGAGGCAGUGUUGUUCUGUUUGUGUCUUUUUUUCUCUCCCCUCCUCGCUCUAGAAGGUUCUAUUUAUAAUAUUCAGAUUGCGGCAAUAGCUUGACUGUAAUUCAGUCACUCACGGGUGGCGUUGGGGAAUCAUAUGACUCCUCUCCUCUCUCCCCUCCUCUCAUUCCUGUGGUAUCGUAGUGACAGUGACAGCGUCUGUUGCUUCUUUCUCACACACCGUCACCUCAACCUCUCACACACGCGCAGAGAUACCGAAGCGACAGCUCACUGGAGUAUGUUCUACAACGGGCGUUGGAUAUUACAGCCCUGAACUCUUACUUAUUUUGCAUUAUCGGACGUACACAUUUGACAGGAACUUGACGCUAAUAGAAGAGAGAUGCCGGAGGAAAAAGCGUUCCACCAGCAGGCCGUGCACAGUCCACUGGACCAGCAGAAGUCGGCGGGCGGCUCUGGUGGGGGCUCGUCCAUCCCGUGCCAGACCUGCGGGAAGCCCUGCAAGGGAGAGGUGCUGCGCGUGCAGAACAGACACUUCCACAUCAAAUGCUUCAUCUGCAAAGUCUGUGGCUGUGACCUGGCCCAGGGGGGCUUCUUCGUGCGGCAGGGCGACUACAUCUGCACGCUGGACUACCAGCGCAUGUACGGGACGCGCUGCUUCAGCUGCGAGGAGUUCAUCGAGGGCGAGGUGGUGUCGGCGCUCGGCAAGACCUACCACCCCCGCUGCUUCGUCUGCGCCCAGUGCAAACAGCCCUUCCCUCCUGGUGACCGUGUGACGUUCAAUGGGAAGGAGUGCACCUGUCAGAAAUGCACACUACCAAUGGCAGCCGACAGUCCCGCCCCCAUCCAGGCUGUGCAAAACUGCUGUGGCUGUGGGAAGGACUUUAAGAAUGAGCAGUCUCUGGUGGCCCUGGACAAGCACUGGCACCUGGGCUGCUUCAAGUGCAAAGUGUGCAACAAAGUGCUCAACGCUGAGUACAUCAGCAAGGAUGGGAUUCCCUACUGCGAGACGGACUACCACGCCAUGUUCGGCAUUCAGUGUGAGAGCUGCAAGAAGUACAUCACUGGCAAAGUGUUGGAGGCUGGUGACAAACACUACCACCCAACAUGUGCCCGGUGUGCCCGCUGUGAACAGAUGUUCGGGGAGGGAGAGGAGAUGUACCUGCAAGGUUCUAACAUUUGGCACCCACCCUGCAGACAGGCUGCUCGGAUAGAGGAGAAGAGUAAGAAGCAGGUCCGGAUACAACUCAAUGACCUUCCCAUACAGGUUACCAGGACCUCCUCUGAAAGCAUCACCUCAGCACCAGCCUCUAGCACAUCGGGCUCCCCAAGUCGAGUCAUCUAUGCAAAGCUUGGUGAGGAACUUCUGGACUACAAGGACCUUGCUGCUCUUCCCAAAACAAAAGCGAUCUACAACAUUGACCGACCCGACAUGCUGUCCUACUCACCUUACAUCAGCUACCCAGCGGACGAGAGGGUCUACGGAGAGUCACCCCAGUUGCUAUCCCCUACUCCAACAGAGGGAGAAGGAGAGAAAUCGCCCCGUCAGAGAAGGCCCUCGAGCCCCAGUUCCAACAGCUCUCUGGGAGGAUACGGACGCUACACUCCCUCUCGUUCACCCCAAAACUACAGCAGGGCAGAACUUUACACGGGUUCCCAGUACAAUGCCCAAGCGGGGAACUCCAGCUCCCUGCCCUAUAACGGAGGAGGCAGGUAUGUCAGUGGUGGUGCUAGGGAUUCCUCCUCACUGCCCCUGCACUGCUCUGGGGCAGGCAAACAGGGAGGGCCAUUUGGGAGUGGUGGGACAACCCUCCCUCUUAACCCCACCACCCUGGCUAUGCUUCAGCAGCACAACUACAUCCCUUACUUCAGAGGUAGUGAAAGUGGUCGGAGUACCCCCAGUCUGUCCACCUACUCGGACGGGAAGUCCCCCUCCUCCACGUACGUUGCGGCGCCCCGCCACUUCCACAUCCCAGAAACUAAGGUCAAAGAUAAUAUCUAUAGAAAGCCCCCUAUCUACAAACAGCAUGCGUCCAGAACAUCAUGGCAGGAUGGAGACGAAAUCGACCGAAAGACCAGGACCAGCUGGAUGAUACUGAAGAAUGAGAUCGAUGGUCAGUCCCCUGACAGCAUGGACCCCAGGACCUCCACCCACAGUCUGCCCAUAGACACCUCACAGCCCAAUUUCCCAUAUAACAAGUCAGCUUCUCUGCCCGGUUAUGGAAGAAAUGGAAUACAUAAGGCUGCUGAUCUUGGAGAUAUUGAUCUGCAACGACUCCAACUGGGAGGAAUGAGAGAGUAUAAGGUUUACCCGUAUGAAGUGCUGGCCGUCACCCACCGGGUCCGAGCGAAGCUACCGCGGGAUGUGGACCGCACCAGACUGGAGAGGCACCUAUCCCCAGAGGACUUCUACCACGUGUUUGGCAUGACCAUCGAGCAAUUUGACCGCAUGGCCCUGUGGAAGAAGAACGACAUGAAGAAGAAAGCACGACUCUUCUGAAACGCGACGCUGCAAAGAAGAGUGAAGAACCCUCUCUCUCUCUUUCUCUCUCUCCCUCUCUAUCUCUCUCUCUUUUUCUCUUAUCACCUCUCGCUUCCUCUGCGUGUCCUAGUCAUUUGUCCCUGCGAGGUGUGGAGUGGGACACCUCGUUUUGAAGGGCGCCACCGUACUGCUGAACACCUGACAUCAUACCGUCUCCAUCUGAGGGCAGGCAGAGGCAACAAAAGCUGGACUCUACUACAGCACGACUCUUAUGUCACUCUAGCGUUACUCCUAUGUUACUCUAGUGUUACUCGAGUCCUACACUGUCUGAAUGUUACCCUGGCAACAAGGGAGAGAGCAGCAUAGCUCUUCUCAAUGAAGCGUUCCAUUUACUUUUCUUUUUUUUGUCUUUGUUUGUUUUUGUGUUUCUUCACUGUUUUUUUUUUCUUUCUCUUUUUACUUUGUUGGAGUCUACUAUCCACAUUUCUGAGCCUCUUACAUAAGGGGUAUCUAACACUAUGUGCUCUCUCUCUCUCUCUCUGUUUGAUUUAUACCCAGCUCAAGGCUACCUUAGCUCUCCCAAAACUGAAAAAAUAAGAGCUUUAGCUAAUCCAACACAGACCUCUUUCUCUUUCUGUCUUUGAUGUCUUUCCACACUCGUGUUUUCUAACUCUUUUUCCAUCCAAAAUAUACUCAUCUCUCUUUGAAAAA